GAAGUGUUGGAGGGUGACUUACACCCAUCAGAGUAUCUGUACCUUGAAGGGGUCAACAGUGGACAUAUCCUGCUCUUACACAUAUCCCAGUUAUCAUGAGAUCAAACAUGCUUUCUGGUUUACUAAAUGGUCUGGUGUGGAGCCUGAAGAUCUGAGCUCAGUGCCAGGGUAUGAGGGUCAUAUAGAGUACCUUGGGGAUAAGGAGAGUGACUGUACCCUGAGAAUCACAGACCUGAGAUUGAGAGACUCUGCUGGGUACAGAUUCAGAUUGAUAACAUCAGGAGAUACGUUUGCUGGCUCACCUGUCUCCCUGACUGUCACAGAUGUUGUGUUGGAGAUGGAUCCUAUAUCUGUGUCAGAGGGGGAGAGAGUCACACUGAGAUGUAGAACCAAAUGUACACUGGACCCCAUCCCAGUCUACAGUUGGUAUAAGAAUGGACAGUCUAUACCAAACAGCAACACCUCCUCUCCUGUCUAUAUCCUUUUCUCAGUCAGCAGUGAGGAUACAGGCAGAUACUCCUGUUCUGUAGAAGGACAUGAGGAUCUCCCCUCUGCUGAUGAGACUCUCACUGUCAGAUAUGGACCAAGGAACACCUCAGUGUCAGUUAGUCCCUCUGGUGAAAUAGUGGAGGGCAGUUCAGUGACUCUGACCUGCAGCAGUGAUGCCAACCCACCUGUGGACAAAUACACCUGGUACAAGAAGAACGUAACCUCACCAAAAGCAUCAGGACAGAGUUACAGCAUUACUUCUAUCAGCUCUGAGGACAGAGGAGAAUACUACUGUGAAGCUAGCAACAUUAAAGGGACAGAGACUUCCAUCCCUGUCCAUAUUAAUGUCAUGUCAGUGUUUCCCUGGGUUCCUGUAAUGGGGGUGGGGGCUGUCCUGACUGCUGGAGCUCUGCUCCUCACCAUCUACUGCACUCUGAAGAGGAGAUCCACAGGAGGAAGUGACGCCACAGCAGACACACAGAGUGUCCAUCAUGACCCUAACAGUGACACGUACACAGGUCUGAACAUGAGGACCAUGUCACCUGACUACGACACUCUGGCAAGUGUCCAUCCUGACCCUAACAGUGACAUGUGCACAUCUAUGAAGAAGAAGACCAGAUCACCAGAGUGACACCCUGGGAAUUAAGGGACUCCCCUGUGACACAGACCCUCAGAUAGAUGCUGAGCCCUCCGAUUAUCAGAACUGAAGCAAACCACCACAGAACCUGGACAGUGACACAGACCCUCAGAUAGAUGCUGAGCCCUCCGAUUAUCAGAACUGAAGCAAACCACCACAGAACCUGGACAGUGACACAGACCCUCAGAUAGAUGUUGAGCCCUCCGAUUAUCAGAACUGAAGAGAACCACCACAGAACCUGGACUGAAGUCAACCAACACAGAACCUGGACUGUAGAGAACCAUAACAGAACCUGGUCCGAAGAGAACCCCCAAUGUUUUUUCCUUGUAAUGUUAAUUAAAUAUAUUGAAGAUAAAUAGGCUGGAUUAUACUUUUACUCUUUUAUAAUGGGACAUUUCCCCCCAAAAUGUCCAAAGUUAUUCUCAUGUAGUAAUGAAAACAACAAUGAAGG
Molecule: messenger RNA, 1577 nt
Organism: Oncorhynchus kisutch (coho salmon)
Lineage: Eukaryota; Metazoa; Chordata; Actinopteri; Salmoniformes; Salmonidae
Product: B-cell receptor CD22-like
Exons: 8
Coding region: 338-1120 (260 amino acids)
Biological process (GO): cell-cell adhesion
Cellular component (GO): membrane
Source: RefSeq, a predicted model, not a curated record